GUUGCUCCUGCACGCACCUCCUCGGUGACGUCACUAGUACGCGACUGUCCUCGGUUUGUGUCGGCUGCUGAGCUAACAGCUGCAGCAAUUGUGUUUUGUUUUUGUUUUGCCUACCAUGUGCAGCUAUCUUGAGCUCUGGGGGCGAUUCUCUGUCCGGAUGAAGCAGCUCAGACUUUGACAGCUGACGGGUAGACUACAGUAUGCCUUCAACACAGCAUAGUUUGUUGUUGUUUUUCUUUCCAGGAAACUAUAAAUUUAAAUGAAAAUGAUAGUGGGAAGUAAGUGGCUACAACAGCAAGCCAUUAAAGUAUCUGGACUUUAUUCUAUAAUCUUACAAUAAGAUUGUACCCCUCUUUUAGAUGCUGUGAUGUCUUGAAUCAUUUUAGAAGUCAAAAAACAAUCAGUGCACUUUAACUCUGUAUUUCCUAUGACAUUACUCCAUUACAUGCAGUGCAGCUGUUCAAAAAGCAGGCUUAUUAUUAUCUGAUGCAACAACUGGGACUUGAAAUGUAUUUAACUGUAGGUUCAGUCGCACCUUGAACUUGUGUUAAUGGGGCAGCAGCUGUCAGUAUCAGAAUUGGCCCAGCAGUCAGUUCUGCUGUGAAUCAGGUCUGACCCAUGACUGAGUACUACGAGGAGGGGGGGCUGCUGUACGAGCAAUCACCUCCCAUGCACAUCAAAGUGGAGUCUCCGGAGGGACCCUUUGGAGGGGGAGCCUCGGAAAACGGCUUCCCCAGGGAGGAUGAGGACUCGGAUGGUAGCUGUGACCAAAGCAGUGGAUUACCUGGGGGCCUCCCCUUCAACGUGGUAGUGGUGCAUCCAAACAUCAUGGCACCUGGCAUGUCCUCAGAUGACCUCCUGUCAAUCGAACAAAGCAGAGCUAUGUCAGCUGCUUUGGCCGCUGGUGGUGCAGGAAAAAGAAAAAGCCGUUUCAGUGGGGCCGAGCUAGAGGUGUUGGUGUCAGAAGUCACUCGGUGUGAAGGGGAGCUCUUUGGUCCUGCAGGGAGGCUCAGGCGGCGGGAGAGAGAGCGCAUCUGGGCAGGAAUCCUAGAAAGAGUCAAUGCUGUUUCAAGAGUCCCACGUACCCUAAGAGAGGUGAAGAAACGCUGGGACGACUUGAAGAGACGCAAUGGAGGCAGGCUAGCUGAUGCUCGCCAUCGCAGCUGUUACCUGCCGUCCAGCAGAGGGGCUUCGAUGCUUGGACGUCCACAGACAAGCCCCAGGCUUCCACAUGCCAGACAAAAACAAAGUACCAGACCAAAGCCCAGUUUCCCAUGCUUCCCUGACCCAGAUACAGUUGUAGGAGUGGAAGGAUCAGAAAGAGAUGGCUUGGAGAAAGAUGAGGACAAUCCUGAGCGGGAAAGAGAUAUUGGAGAACCUGAGUGUGAACCUGUAGAGAACAGCAUGGAGGACAAAUUGGGAUUAGGACUGGGUCUGGGCAUAGGACCACCCCCUUCCUCAGAACGAUGGCUGCCUCCUUCACCCCUUUACAGUGCUCCUUUCCUUAAUGGCAGCCCCCAGCCCACUAGUCCUCAGCCAUCACUUGGAGCGCAGCAGGGUCCUCUUGAAGCCCCUCCACGCAGCUCUUGGCUUGAAGAUGAGCUACGAGGAUUAGGGGAAGCAGCAAUUCAACUGGGGAACAGGGUAGAAAAGAGUUUGCGGGAAUUUGGGGAUGGUUUCAGACAAGACAUGAGAACACUUGUCACUUCACAAGAAGCUUUAGCAGUCAGUCUACAACAAAACAAUGUCCUCUUGCAAAGGCUGCUAGGAGUGCUUGAGGCCCAGCAACAACCACAGCCGCAGCAACAUCGUGUACAACAAGCACACCAAACACAAUCAUCUCAACAGCACCUACAGUCGCAGCCAACUCAGCAGCAGCAACUACAACACAUCGAACCACAGCAGCAACUACAGCAACAACAGCAGAUUGAAGAACCACUGCAGACACAACUACAGCAUGCUCAGCAGCAGCCAGUGGUAGCCCAGCAUUCAAAUAAUCAGUCAGCAGUAGCAGUAGUGCCUGCAUCAUCGUCCCCUGAUGUACAUGGCACUCUUCCCUCUGAUCCACCCACAGAAACAAAUGUGCAGAGGCCAAGGCGAGGAAGAGCUGUCGAUCACAGGCGCAGAAGACGGCGCUGAAGUAUAAUUACUUACAUGGACAUCAUGCAUAUUUAGUGUUUGAAAAUGUUACAGAAAGUGAUGCGUUGUUUCUUUUGAAAUCAUUUUUAUGAAGAAUAAACCGAGUUAUCUGGGGUGUUACAUAACACUCCAAAUCAGUAGCUCAUCUUACACCUAAGUAUGUCUUCAGAGAGGACUGAAGUAGAUAUGAAGAUUAGACACAUGACAUAAUAGGGUGGCCUUGAUAUAAGCUUGGAUCUGAGACAUAUGUUUUAUUGUGCUCAAAAACUUCCCGAAAAACAAGUUGGACUGCACUCAUGAGAUUUUAAUGCCUGGACAGCAGCACCAAGCUGUAGGUGCUGAUGUUUCAUAUGCAUGUCACUGUACAAGCUUAGCAACAGAACUAUGAAGCUCAUAAUGCUCUCUCUAGUUCAGAUUUGUCUUAAAUCUCCUGAUACACUAACUACAUCGUCCGAAAGUACCUGUAAUCUGCAGUUGCUAACGUAUAUAGUGGUUAUACAGCUAUUGUAAUUACCUGCUUAUGUAUGCUUGUGCUUUUUUAACAGUUUCAUGGUACUUACUUUUGCAGCUAUAGCUGAACAAUAAAAUUAGACUGUGUUCUGUUCAUGGUGUUUUGAAAAAAAAAUUAUACAAUUGAAAAAUAACUGGUUUUUGGUGGUCUGCAAAAUGAACAAAAUUGGGGCAUAAACAUCACCGCAGUCUUAAGACUUUAAAUCAAUAUGUUUCUGGUGGGAUUCCAAACCAUACAUAAGUCUGUAGGGGGUUUUUGUUAUAAACUUGCAUGCAGAAUGAUGGAUGUCUCUGUAGAUAGGUGCAAACAGAUGAAAACAGCAUAUGGCAAUUAUCGAAGUAGUUUUGCACAAGCUAUAUUUUGUAGAUAAGUACUGCUCUGGUGAAAUGUUAUUAAACCUAAAUAAAUAUCAGACAUGGACUGUAAAGAAAA
Messenger RNA from Notolabrus celidotus (New Zealand spotty), 3082 nucleotides. Its product is annotated as myb-related transcription factor, partner of profilin. NCBI's taxonomy places the organism in Eukaryota, Metazoa, Chordata, Actinopteri, Labriformes, Labridae. Gene Ontology annotation, cellular component: nucleus. The record is from RefSeq and is a predicted model, not a curated record. The transcript is spliced from 4 exons. Bases 619 to 2139 code for a protein of 506 amino acids.